Ictalurus furcatus (blue catfish) is the source of this 1361-nucleotide messenger RNA. Its product is annotated as protein NLRC3-like. NCBI's taxonomy places the organism in Eukaryota, Metazoa, Chordata, Actinopteri, Siluriformes, Ictaluridae. The coding region runs from base 441 to 1223 and encodes 260 amino acids. The record is from RefSeq and is a predicted model, not a curated record. The transcript is spliced from 2 exons.
AACAUCACAGAUACAGGGCAUGACCCAGAAUCUGCUGCUGUGAAUGAAUUCCAGAAAAAGUUCAAAUUAAACCUGAUGAAGAAGUUUGAGUGUUUGAAUGGAGUGAUAAUAAACCUGGGAAACGAAACACUCCUGAAUGAGAUCUACACAGAGCUCUACAUCACAGAGGGAGAUGGUGGAGACGUCAAUAAAGAACAUGAGGUGAGACAGAUCGAGGCAGCAUCCAGGAGAACAACAGAGGACACACCAAUCAAAUGCAAUGACAUCUUUAAGCUCUUAUCUGAAGUUAAGACAAACCCAUCAGAACUGUGCUGACAAAGGGAGUUGCUGGCUUUGGAAAAACAGUUUCUGUGCAGAAGUUCAUUCUGGACUGGGCUGAAGGGAAAGCAAAUCAGGACACCCACCUCAUAUUUCCACUUCCUUUCAGAGAGCUGAAUUUGAUGGAGGACCAGAAACUGAGUGUGAUGGAGCUCCUUCAUGUCUGUUUUAGUGAAACAAAAGAAACAGAAAUGUUCAGUUUGGAAAAGGUUCUGUUCAUUUUUGACGGAUUGGACGAGUGUCGUUUUCCUCUAGAUUUCCAGAACACAGUGAGAGUGUGUGAUGUAACUGAACCAGUAUCAGUGCAUGUGCUGCUGAUAAACCUGAUCAAAGGGAAUCUGCUUCCCUCUGCUCUCAUCUGGAUCACCUCCCGACCAGCAGCAGCUGAUCAAAUCCCCUCCGAGUGUGUCCAUCGAGUCACAGAGGUACGAGGGUUCAAUGACCCACAGAAGGAGGAGUACUUCAGGAAGAGAAUCAGUGAUCAGAGCCUGGCCAAUAACAUCAUCACACACCUGAAGUCAUUAAGAAGUCUCUACAUCAUGUGCCACAUCCCAGUCUUCUGCUGGAUUUCAGCCACCGUUCUAGAGAGAAUGUUGGAUGAAGAAAAGAGUGGAGAGAUCCCCAAGACUCUGACUCAAAUGUACACACACUUCCUCAUCAUUCAGACAAACGUCAUAGGAGAAAAGUUCUCAAAGAAGCAAGAGAAUGAUGAAAUGCUCCUUAAACUGGGAAAACUGGCUUUUCAGCAGCUGAAGAAAGGAAACCUGAUCUUCUGUGAGGAAGAGCUGAGAGAGUGUGGCAUUGAUGUGAGAGAAGCAGCAGUGUACUCACGUGUGUGUGUGCGCAGAUCUUCAGAGAGGAGUUUGGGCUUCACCAGAGUAAAGUGUACUGCUUUGUACAUCUGAGCAUCCAGGAGCACCUCGUAGCUCUGUAUGUGCACCUGACAUUCAUGAUGGAAAAUGUAAAUGUUCUUAUACAGCAUCAGGUCUCUACAGUACAGUAUCUCACAAAAGUGAGAACACUCCUCACACACACACACAGUA